This is a messenger RNA of Saprolegnia parasitica CBS 223.65, 688 nucleotides long. RefSeq lists its product as hypothetical. NCBI's taxonomy places the organism in Eukaryota, Oomycota, Saprolegniomycetes, Saprolegniales, Saprolegniaceae. The record is from RefSeq and is a predicted model, not a curated record. The transcript has a single exon. The coding region runs from base 22 to 666 and encodes 214 amino acids.
CACCCUGCAAUCAGAUUUGAAAUGACGCUCUCGUACGAUGGUCUGGCCACGCUCCAGGCGCAGACGAGCCUCCUCCUCACAUUUGAUGACAACAUGCCCAGCUACGUGCUUGGCUCUCGCCAUAGCCGCCCAGCGUGCGCCGAUGCAGACACGGGCGCUGCCGUCCUCGUCCAGCUCCAUCCCGUUCACGCACGAGCAGAGUCGAGAUUGCACUUUGGUGACCUCAUCUACAUCACGACAACGUCACCAGGCGGAGUCCAUGUCUUGUCGACGGCGGCGAUGACAAGUCGCCUCCACUGGUCAUCAAGAGGUGGCUUCCGGAAGCGUAACCUCUUUCGCCUCGCGCCAAACGAUGUGUCGCUCGAUGGUGCCAUCCAAAUGCACGAUCAGUUCCACUUGCACAGCGUGCGCUGGCCAUCGCACGUGGUGGGCUUCGAUGCCAGACGGUCCGAACUCGUGCUGCAAAAGAAGCGCCCCGUCGCCUUCUCCGCCCUCGACGCGGCCACAUACGCUGUGCGAUUGGCCAAGCUGUACCGCCGCCGUCAGCUUCGUCGUGUGGCCGUGCCUGUCGUCUAUGUCGCCCUUGGGGCAUCGCAUCAAGAAGAAGAGACAAAGGGCAAUAUUGUUCUUGCAUUUCUGAUAUCGGACUCGGUGCGAGCGAAAUAAUGCAGUAAAUUCUUGUACCAUA